UUGGCAAUUAAAAUAACAUAUGUUAAUGCUUCGAACCUAUUAGACUACAAUACAAGUUCAGAACAGUUGAACAAAACCAAAACUCGUGGAUCAAAAUUUCUAGUUGAACAUGCCAACACGCCAAAUUGCGUGAAACCAUAAUGAGUUUUAACCUUGGCACAUGGAGAAACAACCCAUCACAUUGGUUUUGUUCCAUAAGGAACCACAUUCAGCAAGGAUCAUUGAGAUGUGCUCUUCUUGCGUAUAAACAAACCCGGCAUGAAGGAGUAUAUGAUUCCAGCGUUGCCCCUCUGUUAUUCAAGGCUUGCGCUUCUCUUCCAUUCCUUCAUUACGUGAAGGCCUUGCAUGCAGAGUCCAUCAAGGCCGGUUCAGAGAGCGACGUGAUCAUCGGAACCGCAUUGCUCACAACUUACUCCAAAUGCGGUGUCGUUAGGGAUGCGCGUAAUCUGUUUGACACAAUGCCUGAGAGAAAUGUUGUGACUUGGAAUGCCAUGAUCAGUGGGUACUUGAGAAAUGGAGACACGGAAUCUGCUUAUCUUGUGUUUGAGAAGAUGCAGGGGAAAACGCAAGUGACUUGGAGUCAGAUGAUUGGUGGGUUUGCUAGGAAUGGUGAUAUUGCCACUGCUAGGAGGUUGUUUGAUGAGGUUCCCCAUGAGUUGAAGAAUGUGGUGACAUGGACUGUGAUGGUUGAUGGGUAUGCUAGAAUAGGGGAGAUGGAAGCUGCCAGGGAGGUCUUUGAGAUGAUGCCUGAAAGGAAUUGCUUUGUGUGGUCAUCUAUGAUUCAUGGGUACUUCAAGAAGGGCAAUGUCACUGAGGCUGCGGCUGUUUUUGACUGGGUUCCGGUUCGGAAUUUGGAGAUUUGGAAUUCCAUGAUUGCUGGCUAUGUUCAGAAUGGAUUUGGUGAGAAAGCACUGCUAGCUUUUGAGGGAAUGGGAGCUGAAGGAUUUGAGCCGGAUGAGUUCACUGUUGUUAGUGUUUUAUCUGCUUGUGCUCAGCUGGGGCACCUGGAUGUUGGUAAGCAAAUCCAUCACAUGAUAGAACACAAAGGGAUAGUUGUAAAUCCGUUUGUGUUGAGUGGAUUGGUUGACAUGUAUGCCAAAUGUGGUGACUUGGUCAAUGCAAGGCUGGUAUUUGAAGGGUUCACUGAGAAGAAUAUUUUCUGCUGGAAUGCUAUGAUUUCAGGUUUUGCCAUCAAUGGAAAGUGCAGCGAGGUUCUUGAGUUUUUUGGCAGGAUGGAGGAAUCAAAUAUAAGGCCUGAUGGUAUCACCUUUCUUACUGUUCUUUCCGCUUGUGCUCAUAGGGGUUUGGUCACUGAAGCUUUGGAAGUAAUAUCUAAAAUGGAGGGAUAUAGAAUUGAAAUUGGCAUCAAGCAUUAUGGAUGCAUGGUUGACCUAUUGGGCAGAGCAGGGAGAUUAAAAGAUGCUUAUGAGUUGAUAGUAAGAAUGCCAAUGAAACCUAACGACACAGUUUUAGGGGCAAUGCUUGGAGCAUGCCGGAUUCAUUCAGAUAUGAACAUGGCAGAACAAGUAAUGAAGUUGAUCUGUGAAGAGCCUGUUACAGGUGCUAGUUCUCACAAUGUGCUUUUGUCAAAUAUCUAUGCAGCUUCUGAAAAAUGGGAGAAAGCUGAAAGGAUGAAGAGGAUCACGGUAGAUGGAGGGUCUCAAAGGAUACCCGGAUGUAGUUCAAUUAUCUUUAGUGACUCUUGUGGAUUUAAGUGCACAAGUCCCACAUUAAAAUCAAUGGACUAAGUUCAAUCUGAAAAGAAAUACCUCUAUCAAAAAAGAAGAAAAUGAGAAAUACCAAAAGAAACACUGCUCUAUACACGAAAUAGUCUACUGGCGACAAAGACGCAAGGGCUUUUAUCAUAACUGCAGUAACUGUGAGCCCCACACCAAGACCAAUGCAUGGCUGCAGACUCCAGUAUGGGGUAAUAUUCCAACAGUUCUUGAUUAGCAAAGCCAUUUUGAUUUGUGAUUCUGAUCAAAGAGUUGUCUGAGUAAAGGGCAAGGAAGUGUAGUGAAGAUUGACUUAAUCGGUAGGAUCCAAUGAAGUCUUGAGUUAAUUUUCUGAUGAUUUUCCAUCAUUGAUGAAUCAGUUAAGUACCAUGAUAAGCCUUUUCUGAGACCAGUGGCAAUGCCCUGACUUGGGAAUAGAACAAACCCCCCUUCCCCUAAACUUUAAAUUGUCAGAUAUUAUGUAACCAAACUUCUUAAUUAUCACUAUAAAAUUUCAUAGCAUUUGAUGUGUACUUGGAACGUAGAACAGCAACUUUGAAAUGUAACAAAACUGGUUUGGUAUAUUGAAGGUACAAAGAUUUUUGCAUAUAUAAUCUCUUGAUUCACAUAAAUCCCAGUCAGACAAAGUAGAGGGAAACAACCUCUUUGUUGUACUGCAAUA
Messenger RNA from Glycine soja, 2397 nucleotides. Its product is annotated as pentatricopeptide repeat-containing protein At3g21470. The transcript has a single exon. NCBI's taxonomy places the organism in Eukaryota, Viridiplantae, Streptophyta, Magnoliopsida, Fabales, Fabaceae. Gene Ontology annotation, molecular function: protein binding; RNA binding. The record is from RefSeq and is a predicted model, not a curated record. Bases 141 to 1748 code for a protein of 535 amino acids. Gene Ontology annotation, biological process: RNA modification.